Molecule: messenger RNA, 6352 nt
Organism: Portunus trituberculatus (swimming crab)
Lineage: Eukaryota; Metazoa; Arthropoda; Malacostraca; Decapoda; Portunidae
Exons: 11
Coding region: 403-4374 (1323 amino acids)
Biological process (GO): negative regulation of calcium ion-dependent exocytosis; negative regulation of voltage-gated calcium channel activity
Cellular component (GO): plasma membrane; secretory granule
Molecular function (GO): transmembrane transporter binding
Source: RefSeq, a predicted model, not a curated record
CAGCACAUGUCCUCCCCGCCAGGCUAACCCAACACACACACACACACACACACACACACACAUACAUAUACACACACACACUCGCGUAUACCCUGCAGCCUGUGUGCAAUUAUUUAGUUAUGAAACGCGCGAUCGGAUGAAACAAAAGUGAGACGAGAACAAAAGAACAUCACAUUUGUGCGCGCCAUGACAGUCGAGGCCGUGUUCGGAUGGCUGACGGCGGCGAGGGAGCAGGAAAAGUGUCCCGUCGAAGCCAGAGUCAGCGUGUCGGAACGUUUGUUUACAGCGUGAGUCGUGCGGGACGGAAAAAGGCGGACAAAUGACUCGCCAGCGCCCCAGCACCGCCGCGUCGCCGUCUUUUGUUUUCCUUUUCCUCUUGGUUCCCUCGGGGCGAACCGCAUCAUGGCGUGCACUCUGCUCAGGAUCGUGCAGGCCGCCGUCAGUCUGAGGCGCAGAUUUGAGUGUGCCAUCCACUCCUCCUUCGAGUCCGUGGAGAGCGGCGGCGAGGAGCAGCGGGAGCAGCAGCAGCAGGAGGAGCCCGCCCCGGCACAGCCCCGCGCCGAGGACCUUUCCACCAGCGAGCACCUCUCCAGGACCUUCCGCCUCACCUUCGAGGAGGGAGACCCCGACGACCAGCCAGACAUGACCUUCCUGCGUGCCUCUGAGGGCCAGGAGGGGGCAGAAGGGGGCGCCGCUUACGCCGACGCCCCUGCCUCCACCUCCAUUGACGUCCUGGAGGAUGUGAGCUUCCCUGCGUCGCCUGCCACGGCCGAGGACACCAGUCUGGCCUUAACCCUUCACUCCCCGGAGCCCUUCACCCCGGCAGCCUCCGCCCUGCCCUCGCCAGAAGCUGCACCAACAGUCUUCCCUCAUGUUUCCCAGGCGCCCUCACCUGACUCAGCCUCGGCGCCUCCCUUGCCCUACCAUCCCGAUCCCUCACCUGCCGCCGUGCUCCCAGAAGCCAUCCCUAAGGUACAGGUGCACGAGGUGAGCGGGUCUGAGCGCAGCAGCAGUGACAGCGACAGCAGCAGUAGCAGCAGGUGCAGCGUCAAGUCGGUGAGGCUGCGGUGUGCGGAUGCCGUGUCCCCGUCAAGUGGGUGCAAGCCGGCCAAGCUAAUCCGUAGUGACGCCAUGGUGAGCAGCGCCGAGCGGGAGGCAAGCGGCUCCAUGCGGUGGAUGCUGAUGCUGCAGGACUCCGGCACGGCGCUGCUGAAGGAGGUGGAGCAGGGACAGAGCCAGGAGCAGGAAGAACAGAGGGAGGCACAGGACGAGACCCAGGAGGAGGAUGAGAGGCGAGGAAGUGACUCAGACGGCAGUGAAGUGAUGGCUUACUCUGAGUGGCUGAUGAAAGGCAAGCAGGUCCUGGAGUGCGAGUCUUCGUCAGGAGAGGACAAUGAAACACGCACGGGGAGUGAAGACAAGUCGGAGGAGGAUGAAGACAACGAAGACGACGACGAAGAAGAAGAAGACGUACAGGAGGACAUCGAUGACUACCUUGAUGAUAGUGAGGAGGAGUACCUGGAUGACGAAGGGGAGAUGAUGGUGGAGGCUUCAUUCGAGGACUCCUUCGUGGAUGACGGCUUCGUGAGUCUGGAGAUGGAUGACUACGAUGAUGACGUCAUUAUAGAGGAGAACGAGGAAGACCUGGAGAGGGAGAGGAUGGAGGAGGAGAUGAUGCUGGAGAUACGGAGAAACUUGCUGCAAAGUUCUGGCCGUGGCGUGGAGGCUGGCGAGCACCGUAGAGUCAGCAGACAGUAUAGCCCUGCCUUGUACUUGCCCGGUAUCCCGGAGAGCAAGGUCAUCCAGGAACGCAAAGGUGCUGAGGUGAAGGAGGAAGCAGCAGCAGGAGGCGCAGUAGGAGGAGCAGCACCAGGGAGACUUCGACAUUCCUCCUCCAGGAGCAGUCGCAGCGGCAAGAGGAGCCAGCGGUCGCCGCCCGUCCAGCGUCAGCGGUGCAUCCAGCUGGAGGGCGGCCAAAGCGAGGAGGACGGCGCGGCGGCCCCCCAGGGCAGGGCCGCCUCCCGCCCACACCCACCGCCUGCCCCAGACUCCCGCCCCUCCCACAUUGAGGCUGACGUCAGCCGUGUGCCGGCCGCCUCGCCACCGCCUGAAGUGCCGCUGGUGGUGGUGGCCACAGCAGAGGGCGGCACCCGCACCCAGGCUCUAGGAAGGUCCCGAGGGCGCCUGCAGCACCCGUCAGCUUACAGCCUCACUUCUGGCGGCGGGGAGUCUCGCGACGUGCCCCCGAGGACCCACGCCUAUCACAAGUACGGCAGCGCCAGCUUUGACUUGGCGCGGCCCAGCCGGCACGAAGGGGCGCGUGCCGCCUUCCACACCACCCGCAGCAGCUUCGAGGGUGACCGCCGCCUCUCCAUGAGCCUCGGAGGCCCAAGGGCGGCAGCUGAAGUUUUCCAACCGGUGGUCACCCUUGAGAAGAGUCCGGGCGCGGCGCGGCGUUUGGCCUCUAUGGAGGCGGGCUCGCGUGGCGAGAGGCAGCUGCCGGAGGGUCCGCUGAGGGGCGGCUUCAGACGCAGCAGGAGUGAGAGAGUGGGCGGCAGUUCCGCGGGUGCCUCUCCUGCCCGCAGCGAGUCCCUGAGGGUGAGCAGGACGCGGCCGCACCCGCAGGACGUGGAAAUGACGGAGCUUUGCGGGCCCCGAAGGCUGCUGGCCUUGGAUGAGUACAGCAGUAGCAGCAGGCUGUCCCCCCGGGCAGGCAGCAGCCCCAGUGGCGCGGCGACGGAGGGCGCAGGAGAACCUUUGCUGAGCGGCAGCGCGAUGGCGCGAUACUCGUGGCGCACCGCAGGGGACGUGGCGGCGCUCAGACAGUCCUCGCUGGAAAACAGCGAGCUGGAGGACCUCAUGGAGAACAGGCGGCAUGUGGAGCAACGGCGGCUGAGACUGGCGGCGGACUCCACCACGCCCUCAGACGAGGACGAGGAGCCCAGGGGCAAAGUGCGCUACAACGACACAGGCUCCCUAGAGCAGGUGACCCGGCAGGUGAAUGAGGAGCUCGCUGACCAUCUGGACGAGCCGGACCUUACCUCUAGACACUCCCAGGAGAUCAAGGUACAAUGUCGCGCCCUCUGGCAACUGAGAACCACCCUGGAGGAGGAGGACCCAGACGACCAGGACUCAGACUCAGGCAGGAUGGAGAUACACAGCUCUCCUGACCGCCACUCCCCCGGACGAGCCUCGGAUCUGGACAACGUGACCAGCGCCACCAGCCACACCACCUCCUUCGAGAGCAACACAGACGCCAUCGUUGCGGGUGAAGGAGGCGGUGACGGAGGCACGGGCGGAGAGCCUGAGGUAGAGGUGCCCCGGGAACAUGGCCAGAGCGAGGCGGAGGUGAGCCAGACGCCCAUCACGCUGCCUUCCUCUGAGGCAAGACGAACCUCCUACAGGGCCAUCCUCGCCAACAGACUCAAGCAGCUGGACGCCGCCAACCGCCCCACGCUGUCCUCGGAAAACAGCUUCGACUCUGUGGACACCGAGUGUUCCUCCACCACGGACCUGAGUCGCCCCGAGGUGCUCACCACCAGCUUUGACUCCACGACAGACUGUCCCACGGACUCUACCAGCGACACUCACUCACACCGCCUGCAGCAGAUGAAGGCGGACAGCGGCUACCGCAGUUUGGAGGCCAACAAUGGCCGCCCGCCCAAACUAAGCAAAAAACAGAUUCACUUCGUGGAGGACAGCCUGGAGACGCCCGUAGACGACCCAGAGAGAGACCGCAGCCGGGAGCGGCAGCGAGACCCUGACUCCCGCACCGAGUCUCGCGAGGACUUGGGUGACCCGCAGAGCAAGCGAGAACGACUGAGAAAGGGCGUGGCGCAGCUUGAGCGACGCUGGAGUGGCAAGAGCCACACGAAGAAGAGACGCGAGGCGCUGCGGGAGAGGCACGCCUCCUUGGACACAGCGCUGAGUGGCUCCGUCGGCGGCUCUCUGGAGGGCGAGGGCGCCACCACGGAUGAGCUGAGUGGCAAGAGGUCAGUGCUGGCCAGAUUCCUGCGGACGCACCGCUACCCCGCCGCCCACUACCGCUUGCUGCAGCGAGACUAUUCCAUCGACGAAAAGUCCGACAGACUAUUCAAGGAAUUUAGCCGAACGGAGGUGCCCCUCGAGUGGGAGCCGCCCGGCCGCCGCGGACCAAGGUUGUACUCCGGUCGCCGCCUCCACCGCCACCUUGAUGCCGAGGGCUCCCCGAGGUCUCACCGCCGCAAGCUGUCGCCGCAGGACUCCAUAGAGGAAGAGGACCAGGUGGCGGCGGCGCUGUGGGAGGGCGAGGCGUCCAGACCAGAGUCCUUCGCGGACUCCAUCGGUUGCGACGACCUGCCCGUCUCUUUCGCCGUGGCCGAGGAGGUGGAGUGACCCGCGCCGUGGCUUCGCAGACGAGCACUGUGUCGGGCCGCCCCUGACGCGGCUCACAAACCCCUGUGAGACAGAAGGGAAGCACCAGGACCCGCGACGCCCCAGCUCGUCGCGGAAGGAAGUGUGAAUGUGCGUGGGUCCCGUCUGAAGGUCACCGUGGCAUAUCCUUUGGUUUAAGAAUCUCGUCGACUAGCUUACUAUCCUUACCUCUUCUUCGUGGGACGCGCCGCGCAGGGGGCGGGGGUCGGGUCGGGGGUGGUCACACAGGGGCGGCGGGGAACACAACACAGUGAUAAGGUGAUGAACAAGACAAUAAUGAAAAGCACAAACUCACACGCUCGUCUUUUGUACCAAGUGGUGAAAGGAGGACUGUGAUAGCUGCGCCGGGCGCCGCGCGACACACCAGCGUGGCGGGAACAGGACUCGGUGACACGCUUUCACAAUAUCAAGAAACUGAGCUAAUCUGUGACAAGCACAAAAUACAAGAGAACAUUGCCAAUGCAAGAAUAGUAUUACAAACAAACCGCACGUGCUGAGGAAAACAAAGCAGCAAAGAGUGACUAGUGAGGUGACCGAGGCGAGGACACGGUGAAGACUGAAGACAAAACAAAACACGUAGGAACCGUAACUACGUACAGUGAGAUAUUGUUAAGUCAAUCAAUGUACAUACAAAUACUGCUAUACACAACACUCUGAGGAAACCAUUACUCGUGAGGAUAUUUAUAUACACACAUAGCUGACUGUAUAGGUCCCAAAAAUUAUAGAAAAAUUAUACUGAAUCUUGAGUGCCAGGUGUGUGUGUGUGUGUGUGUGUGUGUGUGUGUGUGUGUGUGUGUGUGUGUGUGUGUGUGUGGUAGGUCUCUGCAAUACUUACAUGUGAUCACUUAUAGACUUAAGAUUUUAGAUUUAAGUGAGUGACGUCUGACUUUUUCCCAUCAACUUUUUAUUUUAUUUUUUCCUUUAGGCCGAGAGAGAGAAAAGAAUAGUGAAGAUGAUGUGUGGAAUUAUUAACAUUAUUACUGCGUAGUGAGUCAAUUCAGUAAAAAUAAUCGAUAAUCAGCUGUACAGACUUGCCUUUUUUACUCUCUCUCUCUCUCUCUCUCUCUCUCUCUCUCUCUCUCUCUCUCUCUCUCUCUCUCUCUCUCUCUCUCUCUCUCUCUCUCUCUCUCUCUCUCUCUCUCUCUCAUAUCUUUAGUGUCUUGCUAUGAAAUUCUGUGUAAGAACUGAGGCCUUUCCGUGCUGAGUGUUAAUUUGUAUUGCUGAAGGAAGGUUAUAUGCGAGUAAUAAUAAUAAUAAUAAUAAUAAUAAUAAACUAUAAAUUCGUGCCAUUUCCUCAUCAAGAUCCAUUAAGUCAUUAUUUAUCAUUGUUAUUGUUACGAGAUGCAUUUUAUUUAUUCGUUUAUUUAUCUCUUAAGAAAAAAAAAAAUAUGAAAGGUUAAUAUUCAGGUACUCUGGCAAUGUUUCCUCGCCCAUUCCUCCUUCAGCAGACAAGUCAGCCUCAGUAUGCCGACUAAGAUUAAGUUAGCAGCUGUUAGAAGAGUAAAAGUAACAGCAACAACAUGUAACAAAACGAAUGACAACACCCGCUCGCCCGCCAAAGCUGAAGCUGUGUCAGAUUGAUACCACGACCACAAAAAGACCAAAGAAAAGAGAACCGGGAGACAAUAUUAGAAAGGACAGUUGAGAUUAAUACCACGACCACAAAAUGAACUUAAAAGAACAGAUAGGAGAAAGCAAAGUUGAGAUUAAUACCACGACUACAAAAAGACCAAAGAAAAGAGAACCGGGAGACAAUAUUAUGAAGGACAGUUGAGAUUAAUACCACGACCACAAAAAUAAUAAAUAAAUAGAUAAAGAAGAAACUGAAAACAGAAAUGGAAAGCAAAGUUGAGAUUAGUACCACGACCACAGAAAAAAAUAAUAAAAAGAAAUAAAGAAGAAAUGGAAGACAUAAAUGGAAAGCAAAGUCGAAAUUACA